Pelecanus crispus (Dalmatian pelican) is the source of this 690-nucleotide messenger RNA. Lineage: Eukaryota; Metazoa; Chordata; Aves; Pelecaniformes; Pelecanidae. The record is from RefSeq and is a predicted model, not a curated record.
UGGAAGUUCUGAUAGAAAUGAAAAAACAAGGUAUACCUUUUAACAAAGAAACCUAUCUACUUGCAUUUGCAAUAUGCUACAAACUGGACAACCUGGAGUCUUGCAAAAUCUCUGCAAAACUGCUUGAAGAAGCACAGCUAAAAGGUGACACAUUACCACUGCGAGUGUUCUGUUUUGCUGUGGCAACUGCUCUGAAGCAGAAUGAUGUAGCACAAGCCAAAUUUUAUUGUUCCCAGAUAAUGAAAACAGAGAACAAACUAUACAAUAAUCUUAAAGUUCUUGUCCAGCUCAGAUCUGGUUCGCUAGAAGAAGUACUAAAGACAUUGGAGGCAGCAGUGGAAGUAGAUACUCCUCCCUUUGUGAAAAAAAUUGAGUUUUCUGAGGAGGUGCUGGCUACAGUCAGGGAAAAGAUGGAAGAAAACCCUGCCCUUUCUGCCAAAUUAGGAGGUAUUUAUACGAAACUACAAGCUUCAGGACGGAUAACCAUGUGCACUCUGGAAGAUAUGCUUUUCCAGAUUCCUAGUUCAAAGAAGACCCCUGCAAAGUUUUUAAAUCAGAAGCAAUUGGGCUAUCAGGCUGCUAAACCACUUCGGUCAAAUCUAUUGUUGGAGUAGUUCAGUAUUUGACAGCAAACUGAACUGCUGUUAGCACCUUUUAGAAGCCAAAUGAAAUGUCUUCUCCCCUCCUCUA